This is a messenger RNA of Drosophila suzukii, 5093 nucleotides long. Its product is annotated as neurofilament heavy polypeptide. Lineage: Eukaryota; Metazoa; Arthropoda; Insecta; Diptera; Drosophilidae. The record is from RefSeq and is a predicted model, not a curated record.
CCAGUUUCGCUUGCAACGUGUUGAGUGAAACAUAGUCGAGUGCUAACGGAGGAAUAAGCUCGAUUUGGUCGCGUGUUGGCCUCGAGAAUAGGUCAGGAGGAGAGCAAGUGCCACGGCCACGCCCACAAGAUGACAACCACGCAGCAGGAGGGAACGAGGGAAGCGGAGGAGGAGCAGAAGCCAUCAAUGUCGCAGGCAGCGGCUAAUAAUAAUCAUAAUUCGCAGCGGUUUCUAGAUGGGAUCGUAAAUCACAGGGAUGCUGAGUCAGCCGUGUUUUGUUGGUCAAAGGCGACGCCGGAAGUGCUCGGAAUGGCAGGCAUUCCCAUGAAUCCCAUGAAUCACGCACAAGGAAACGGGAGCAUGGGCAUAUGCCAGCCACAUUUUCAAGCAAGGCAGUCAGGAAAGUUUCCUAUUUAUCUAAACUUAAAGCUAAACCGGGGAUUUCCCUUGUAUCAAUGGGAUGUAUACAAUAGUUAUCAAUUGAAACCAGCAAACCUAACAAAUUCAAGUGAAACUGAGAUAUUUAGCCCAUACCAAGCAUACGCACCGUCCACAGCAAGUUUCCCCAUGCAACAAGUAUACGCACCGUGGCACCUAAACUUUCCCCAACUAAUGCAAUUGCCCCGCAAAACUUCCGACGGCGCCUUCCCAGAAAUCAGCACCACCAUGACCCGACGAUGCGGACAGGUGGCCACCAGCUCACCCGCAGAGCAGGCGCCCCAGGAAUUUCCCAUAAUUAAAAAACGAUUUGUUAGCUUUCCCAAUUAUCGAGCAAUGCCUCAGGAUGGGCCACAUCGACAUCCACAUCCAAAUCCACCCACCGCCGCCACAACAACAACGAUGACGCAGCCGGGCCUCGGCAAAGUCACCAAAAUAGAUGAGAUCAGCGGUGGAGAAGAUGGAGGAGCAGGCACUCGUGUACAUAAGGUGCCGCCGAUGUUUGAUAAUGAACUCGAGGCCGAGGAGCAAACGACGGUGGCGGAGGAGGCAUUAAACUUGAACGUGGCAAGGGAAAUCGAGCAUCAACAGGCGGAAAAUCUUAAUGACGCCUUCGGAGAGAGGCGACACGACCACAGCCACAAAAACGACGACGCCAUUACCAUUACCAUGGGGGAGGCCAAAAAUAAACGCGAAAUAUGCGAGCAAAGCAAAUUAGAGAAGGCCGAAGAUCAUAAUGAGCCAAAUAUGAGAGAUUUCGGCGAGCAGCAGUCAAUAUGUUUGGCCAGGGAGCAGACAAUAGAUGGGCAUCAGAUCGGGAAUGGGAAUCGCAAUAGCAACCACCAGCAGUCUGGCGAUCUCUCAGACGUCCGCCAAUCGUCGCCAGAGCAACUAGACGGGAAUCUCGGUCGGCAGCUGACCCGCGAGCGCAAUCCGAAUCCAAAUCCGAGUCCGUGUCCGAAUCGAACCCUGCCAAAUAUAGAAUUACUAAAGAGUUCCGUGCGCGUUUUCCUAGCCGAGAGGAACUGGGAUUGGGACUGGGAGCUGCUCGACCUUUUGACCGACGCCAUCGAACUGAUCUGUGGACAGCCAAAGGAGCAACAGGAGCAGCUACAGGAGACGGGGAACCUUUGGAGCGAGUCACCGGUCGCCGGAGCGGACAUGACCGUCAGCAAAGUCAGCGAGGAGCGGGAGACAGAAACGACCGUCGACGUUUAUCCCGCCGAGCAACUCGAUCACCAGCCGGCGGAGCAGGCGGAUGAAAACAACAAUUCUAGCAUAAUAGAAGCUACAUUACCCAGCGAGAUGAAGUACGAGCUGAAGACAGCCAGUCCAGCACUGCCCAGUCGGAGGAGUCCGCAAAGAGAGUCACCAGUUAGUAGGUUGACUACCACCAGUCGUAUACGCAAUGUAGAGCCAAGUGCUCCACCCGCCACUCAUGCUCCUCUGCUGGGAGACCUAAAACGCACCUCCAUCAGUCGCGACAGCAUCUCCUCCAUCGAUGCGGACUCAGUGCUCCCGGAGAGAACACGUCUGCGACGCCAGCGACGCGUUCGCUCGCAGGAUUCCGUGGAGGAGAAGCCAGAGGAUGUGAUCGAGCGGCUGAACAAGCUCAAGGCAAGGAUAUCAGGGGCUCUCAGCGAGGUCAAGGGAGUCCUCAAGCAGUACAGCACGGAGAGCGAGGCAGAAGCGGCAGGAGAGCAGUCCCAGGUGAAACCAGGUGGAGACGAUGAAGCUGCUCCCGUCUCCUUUCGCUUUGUGAAGAAAGUGCGACGACGCAGCUACUUCGAUGAGGCCGAGGAGGAAAAGGAGCAGGCUGGAGAGGCUGCCAUAAAGGCUAAGGAAAAUCUGGAAACUAAAGUGGAAACCACUGAAAAAGAAAUCGGAGAAAAGGAUUCAUUGAAAACUGCAAAAGAUUCAAAGAUCCAAAGAGAGCAGACACCCUUUGCCAGAGACCUAUCAGAAGUUCCUGAAAAACAGGUGGAUCACCCUAGUAAAUCUAAGGAACUCAGUGGAAAUCAGGAAGCAAAAGAGACAACUGAGGUUACAAGUCAUGACAUAGAAGUUAUUAAAAAUAAAGAAGAAAAUGAUCUUGAAAAUCAAGAUGACAAGUCGUCUAAAUAUCAGGACAAUCUGGAUGGUAAUGCCAAGGAAAUUAAAGAACAUGCUGACAAAUCCGAUAUUAAGGAGUCCGUAGAUCCUAAAUUCGUAGAGGUAAAGCAGGAACCACCUAAAAUGAAUGGAGAAUUACCGAAGACAGCAGAUCAAAUCAAACAACCUGAGAAGAGCAAGACGCAGGCCAAAAUUGAGUUCCUGGCCAAGGUGCAGAGUGAACUCAAGUCAAAAUCUGUCAAGGAAGCAGCUCCCAAGGAAGAAACUUUGAAAGAGGACUCUUCUACUAAGGAUGCAACACAUAAAGAAGCAACUUCCAAAGAUGCAGUAACCAAGGAUUUGUCUCCGAAUGAGGCAGCACCCAAGGAAGUAUCAACAAAAGAUAUAAAUCACAAGGAAGCGUCUCCCAAAAAAGGAGCCCACAAAGAAAAAGCACCCAUGGAAUCAGCUUCCAAGGAAGCAGCAUCCAAGGAACUAAUCCCCAAAGAACCUACAGAAGAAUCAACAAACAAAGAUGUUUCACAGAUCAAAUCAUCAGAAUCCCAGAAUACAUCAGAAGUGGCCCUGCCGGAUGACUCACCCGCAUCGCAACCACCGACCAAGAUCAAGAAGAAAGUCAUCGUGAAGGUGAAGAACCCCAGGCGCGCCUCGAUCGCCGCCGUGGAACCAUCCAAGAUCAAGGUGGAGCCGGCCGUCGAGCAGAGCGAUGCUCUCAUCACUCAGCGGCGACCCUCCGAUUCCGAAGCGAUUGUCAAGCGCAAGAAGAAGCUGAAAUUGAUGGGCGACACGGCUGCCGCAGCAGCAGCCACAUCUCUAUCCACAUCCCCCAGAGCCACCUCAUCAGCGGCAACAAAAGAUUGCAUUGCCGAGGAGACGGCGGUGGCUACGCCAGAGGUCACCGCGGUGCCAGCCAAGUUGCCCAGUGCCAAGAGCGACCAAGGAGAAGCUACAGCAGUAGAGGCGACAAAUGCAACACUUCCAAUCGAUGGUGAUCCGCUCGAGACUGGCAAUCUAACGCCAGCAGGCGAUCGCAACAGACGCGCCAGCCUGAAACUAGCGGAGUUGGUGGGUGAGACGGUCCUGGUGGUGCCGGCAGCCAGCGCAGCAGGAGGCCUCAAAGAUCCAGAGUCCAAGUCCGAGUCCAAAGAACCCAUCGAUCAGGAGGAGAGGCAGGUGCAACAGGUGGCCAUCGCCGCUGACAUUGCGCCGCAAAUAGCAGCGACAUUGAGGCACGAAGAGUCGUCGGCAGAGCCAUCGGAGCAGGCAGCUACAAAAGCCGGAGAACAGGCGCCUCCCGGCGACAGUCUAGCCACCAUGCCGGAGCUGAAAGUACUCGCCGGUCCGGUGCAGCCCGUCAAGAUCGAGACGGUGGAGCAGCCCCACGAUGAGGGCAAGAACCAGGAGCCCCUUGUGAAGAAGAAGGCUGCGAAUCUAAAGAAACUGGUGCGCAAGAAUUCCCUGGACAAGGAGCCGGUGAAGCCGGAGAAGCAGGAACAGAAGCAGCUGAGCAACAUACUCCGGGACAGGAACAAGAUCAAUGAGCUGUCCUCCAGGAUCAACAAGCUCACGCCGCCCAAGAAGCAGGCGAAACCAAAAGAGGAGCAGAAGGCACCAGUGGUGGUUGCUGAGGAGAAUAAACCCAAGCCUGAAGAAACAGCUCCUCUAGAGGAAUCCCCUACCCAAAAUGAGGAAGACAUUGCACCCGAGCCAGAUGUGGAGCCUGCGCCGGUGCCCAAGAAACCCAGAAAGGUCAAGAAGAAGGUGAUCAUUAAGCGGCAGAAGCGGCGUCUCUCCGUGGGAGACACUUUCUUCCUGCAGCCGGAGCCCGAGGAGCCGGCCAUCCCCGAGGUGGAGACCAUCGAGCGGGCCAUAGCCUAUGUGACGGAUGACGAGGAGGACACCAAGGCGGCGGCACCCAAGGAGGAGGACGAGCCAGUGCCGGUUAAGCCCCUUAAAUCCUGCCUGCACGUAAGGGAAUACAAGAUCGGUGACCUAGUGCUAUAUGCGGAAAGGUAUCGCAAGACUCAGGUGCGCUGGAAACGCGGAAGAGUGCUGGAGAGGAUCACCAGCAUUUCUUACAAGCUGGAAAUCGAGGGCAAGGAAGUUCCCGCCCAUGUCAGCUACAUCAAGAAGUACACCGGGCGAAAAGUACGUUUCGGGAACAAGGAGUACCUGGAGAUCGACUACGAACAGGUGGCCGAGGAGGAGCGCCGGGCGGCCAGCUACAGCAUAUGGAACAUGGUGUAGAUAUAGCUCCCUUAAUGGUUACCAUCCACAUCCCACCCCGAGUGGUGUCCAGUGUCCAGCCAUCUUUGAGUGGAAUUAAAAAAUUGUUCGCUAUGCGAGGUAAUUUUUUAAGGAUCUCAACUCGACAUUCAGUUAUGUUAUAGUGAUUCGUCCUAGUCCUAGUAGUAGAUCUUAGUGUUACAUCCUAGUGUUUAGUGUAACUUAUUCCAGGCCUUUCGUUUACAUCUUAAGUACUCUGUAUGUGUAAAUAUAAACAAGCUAUUUAAUGUUAAAUAAAGCGGAAAAUAUUUCAGUUA